AUGGCCCCUCUAGCACCAAGAAAAAUCACCCUGACUCAACUUCCGACCGAGAUUAAAUGCCUUAUCAUUAAUUAUCUUGCACUUCAGACGGAGACGAGCGUGCCUCAUCCAGUGAAUGAGAUAGCAACCCCUUGGUUAAAUCUUGCGUUGGUUAAUCGAAACUUUUAUGAACUGUGUAGUGCGAUACAUUGGAAACUGGUCAGCGUGCGGCACGAAGAAGGACUCCGCCUUGAGCAGCUCAUUCAUGAAAUCUUGCCUCGUCAUGCAAAACACGUGCGAGUCCUUGUUCUCGAAAUGCACAACGGGGUUCUCGAGCUGUCCCGCUCCAGGAAUGUGGACCCAAUAGGAAUCGUAGCGGACACACUUCCUCGGGGAAAACUAAUCGACAUUUUGGACCUUUGUACCAAUUUGACUGGACUCCACAUAGAGGUCGACCUUUACUAUGUCGGGCCUGAAAUCAUGAGCAAUGACCUCCCCAACGCUAUCCCCACAUCGAUUCAUCCGACCGCUCAGCUUUCAAACUUGACGUACUUUUAUCUAGAUGACAACACACCCGGCCCGGAGGAAGAAGGUUGCUUUAGAGAAGAGCACUUAGUCAGCUUGAUAAGGGAUAUGGUGCAUUUAGUUCAUUUUCGUCUCACUGGACAUUCCGGUUUUUUACCACCGCACCCCUUAUUCAUGGAAACAAACAACAUUCAGCCGGUUGUGUCUCCAGUAGCCCUUCAUCUAGCUUCACUGAAAUCGCUCAAAAUCAUCGAUCUCACCGUUUCGAGUUGUUUUAACUCGAGCUGGAGCAAAAUCGAGUGGAAAGGAGCACUCGAAGCAAUCGUACUACACGACAUCCCUCAGGUUUCUUUUGGUGUCCUGCAUUCUUUCUGCAGCCUCUUCGCGGAGAGCUUGGUUUCUCUCUCCCUUUGCGACGUUCCUCUCAGCGCUUUUCACAAUGGUCGAUAUACCCGCCUACCCGCAUUGGAGCUUAAACACGUCUUUCGCUUGCCCAAGCUGGAGAAGCUGUCUGUUUUUACACCCUAUUCGACUGAAUUUCUUCGCUUAUUCCGAGAGUGUCGCCACAUCACCAAGAUCAACCUUGUUGCCAAUCGUCAAAUUCGGCCUUCCGAUCUUAAACUCUUGAUCAAUCAUGACGAUCCGAUCUGGAUCCACUUGAAAUCACUUGUAGUACAAGUUGUCCAUGUUGGCAAGGGGAGAUACAGGCCUAACGAAAUCACCGAUUUGGUUUCUCAUUGUUCAAAAGUCGGUGUGAAAGUGGAAUGCGGCUACAAUCCAAACCAUAGAAACCGACUUUUCGAGUGUUAUCAGAUGAGGCAAAUAAAUGUGCAUGUUUGGAAUCCCGAAGAGUCAAGCGCUAGCGAAAGUGAGGACGAAAGUGAUGGCGAAGUCGGAGUCGUAGGUGAUGGCGAUUGGGAGGGCAAUUGGGAAGACGAUUGGGAAGACGAUCUUGAAGGCGAUAUUCAAGGCGAAAGGGAAGGCAACCACGUCAACCAAAAUGAAGGUCAUAAUGAUAAUUAAAUCGAAAUUGAAAGUGAA
Molecule: messenger RNA, 1545 nt
Organism: Puccinia graminis f. sp. tritici CRL 75-36-700-3
Lineage: Eukaryota; Fungi; Basidiomycota; Pucciniomycetes; Pucciniales; Pucciniaceae
Exons: 2
Coding region: 1-1527 (508 amino acids)
Source: RefSeq, a predicted model, not a curated record